Messenger RNA from Hibiscus syriacus, 710 nucleotides. Its product is annotated as nudix hydrolase 18, mitochondrial-like. Gene Ontology annotation, cellular component: cytoplasm; nucleus. NCBI's taxonomy places the organism in Eukaryota, Viridiplantae, Streptophyta, Magnoliopsida, Malvales, Malvaceae. The coding region runs from base 102 to 656 and encodes 184 amino acids. Gene Ontology annotation, molecular function: pyrophosphatase activity. The record is from RefSeq and is a predicted model, not a curated record. The transcript has 5 exons.
UUCGUUUGGAGCUGCUGAAUUUGGUUCAUCAAUCUGAUUCGUUUUGGGUAUUCUUCUUCGUUCUUGUUCAAGUCGAAUUUGUUUUUCCAAUCUUUCCUAAGAUGGUUUGCGUGGUUUCUCGUACCGGAAGGCACUUGCAGCGAUAUGAUAACUUGGGCCGCCGCCAAGUUGUCGGGUGCAUUCCCUAUAGAUACAAAUCCACCAGUGAUGGAACCACUAGCAAUGACCUCGAGGUUCUUGUAAUCUCUUCCCAGAAAUGUCGAAAAAUGAUGUUCCCCAAGGGUGGUUGGGAGCUUGAUGAAUCUAGAGAAGAAGCUGCACUAAGAGAAUCACUUGAAGAAGCUGGUGUUCUAGGCAUCGUUGAGUGUGAACUGGGGAAAUGGGAUUUCAUAAGCAAAAGGCAUGGCACGUUUUAUGAAGGCUACAUGUUCCCUUUGCUAGUGAAAGAAGAACUUGACUUGUGGCCAGAACAAAAUCUCAGACAAAGGACUUGGAUGAAUGUUAAAGAAGCAAGGGAUGUUUGUCAGCAUUGGUGGAUGAAGGAAGCUUUAGACAUAUUGGUUCAGAGACUAAACACAGUGGAUCAACAAAAUGAACAAAAAUUUCCCAAUUUGUGCACUGAUUUGGCAGCAAAAAUUUCCCAAUUUGUGCACUGAUUUAGUAGCUGGGAAAUGUUAGGAAAAUAACUGUAAAUCAUUGGGAAUUCGGGU